AUGUCAACGAGAAGUGGACGACUUUACCAACAACCACCUACAACUAUAGCAACUACACAAUCGGUUACCAAUACUACUGUUACAAUGACUAACACCGAUGAUUUAAUGUUGGAUGCUAUUAUUAAAGAUUUUCCAAAACUUUCUGGCCAGAAGAACGAAAAUAUCGAUGACUGGUUACGACUGUUACAUGUAAAAUUUUUUGCAUUAAAUUUUGAUGAAUCCCAACAACUUAAAUGGUCAAUACAAUUUCUACCUGAUGAAACUUUAAAGUGGUAUCUUCCACAAGUAGACAACAUACAAACAUGGGCUGCUUUUAGAACAAUAAUAUCCAAACCAUGA
Molecule: messenger RNA, 339 nt
Organism: Didymodactylos carnosus
Lineage: Eukaryota; Metazoa; Rotifera; Eurotatoria; Philodinida; Philodinidae
Source: the annotation of a GenBank genome assembly